This is a messenger RNA of Pristis pectinata (smalltooth sawfish), 5315 nucleotides long. RefSeq names its product mastermind-like protein 2. Gene Ontology annotation, cellular component: nuclear speck; nucleoplasm. The record is from RefSeq and is a predicted model, not a curated record. The transcript is spliced from 5 exons. NCBI's taxonomy places the organism in Eukaryota, Metazoa, Chordata, Chondrichthyes, Rhinopristiformes, Pristidae. The coding region runs from base 12 to 3143 and encodes 1043 amino acids. Gene Ontology annotation, molecular function: transcription coactivator activity. Gene Ontology annotation, biological process: positive regulation of transcription of Notch receptor target; Notch signaling pathway.
GGGAGGUUAGGAUGGGGGAUUACAACAUGCCCCCAAACCCGAAGCACAGCGCAAUCGUGGAGAGGUUGAGGCAGAGGAUCGAGCUGUGUCGCCGGCACCACGCAGUCUGCCAGGUCCGCUACGAGCAGAACCAGCCGCAGCGCAUCGAGCAAGAGCGAAGGAACAAACUCGCUCUGCACCAGAAGUACCUGGACACACGCAGCAAGAAGACCCCUAAAGCCAAGCAGCAGCAGCAGCAUCACGAGGGCAGCCGGGCCCCCAAAAAUUGCGACAGCGAACAGCCCCCGGGACCUAACGCAUCUAGCGAACACAGGAAUCUCACCCUGAUCGCUUUACAGGGCUCCAUCAAGAGAAAGCUGGAAGGAAAUGCUUCACCCGUCAACAAUGAUAGACCAAAUGGCAUUUCUGAUGGGGCUUUCCAAAUGGAUAUUAAGAGAAUAAGAGUAGAUGAAGGUGGUCUUGCAAUUGGCCAAAGUGGACACCAGCUCAGUAAUGGACAAGGUCAAACCCUGCAGGGUUCAGUCACAAUGGGACCUGGAACUCCAGGAAAAGAUGGGAGCUUGAUUGGAACCACCCAAGCCAAUGGUGGCGAUGCCAGUUCUGGCUUCAGCUUGCCACUCAACAAGGAGAUGAAACAGGAGCCAGCAGAGAGUGUUUCAUGCAGCGAGCAUUUAAACAACCAAAUCUCUAACAACAACAUGCUGUUUGAAUCCAAAGAUGAUCUAGGAAUGCAGCUGCUUGAUCCGGAUUUGCAAGAUUUAUUUGAUGAAUUGACAAACAUGUCUGGUGUUCCCCCAUUGAGUGAUAUUGACCUGGACAACAUGUUAAACCCCAGCAUUAGAAACGAAGAAUCAUUCAACAUAGACAUUGGUCAGCAAAACCAGAGCAGUACACCAAAGCCGCAUUCACAGUUGGACAAUCCAACAGUAAAAACUGAAUACUCACCUGGUUUUACCCAGGCAUCAGUAGGGUCACCCCAAAUGCGGCCUCCUUCCACAGGGCCCCCCUAUUCCAUGGCGAAUACAGCCAUGUCUGUUCCUUCGCCCAUCUCCUCUGCAGCUCAAAGUCAAAACCAACCACAGCAAUCUUUACCUUCUGCACCAAACAGAGGCCUGUCCAAUUGGCAUGACCUGUCUCAUGCACAGCAGCUGAAGAAGAUUGCAGAUAAUCGACAACAGCAUGCCAUGCUGCAGCACCAGCAGCAAAAUCAGGCAGCUAGUUGGCCACCUGCUCCACAAUCAGGUCCUUCGUCAGGAAAUUUUGGCCAGGAGAAAAUACCCAGUCCCUCCCUCCACCAGCAGCCUUUUAGCUCCCCAAAUUCUCUGCUCACUGGUGUGUCCACCAACAGCAGUCAGACAAAAAACAUGAAUAACUGCCUCUAUAAGACUCCAACCGCCGCACAGACUGGCCACAUGGACAUGAUAAUUCACCAGCAGCAACAACAGACACACAGUAUAAGUCGCAGCUUGAUGAAUACCAAUUCUGCAUCACCAGACCAGCUGUCAUACAGUAACACCAAGCCCUUGUCUCAUUUUGAUCCAGAGCCAGGCCAGAUCCCUUCAAUCCUGGGUACUCAGACCAAGCCUUCUGUCUUGCAUUAUACACAGCAGCAGCAGCCUUCAGCACCAGUACAGCAGCAGUCUGCUCCACCAUCAGGUCACCUCCAAAGUCAAGCAAUCCAGCGGGCGCAGUUACCAAUUGCACUGCAACAAAAAAUGCUGCUGCAGAAGAUGCAACAAAGCCAACAGCCUUCAGCAUUGCAGUAUCCUCUGUCCCAACAUCGACAGGAUCAGAAUUCUGUGGUGGGCCCAGGCCCAGGCCCAGGCCCGAGCCAAACUGCUAAUGCCUGUCCAAACCAGAAUCCUGGCAACAGCUACAUUAACAACGCGCACCAGGCUGUGUUAAAGCAGCAGCUGAUGGAGAAGAAACAGGCCAUGCAGAGGCAGAUGAUGGAACGUCAUAAACUGCUCUUUCCGCAACAUAUCCUGGCAGACCCGGAGAAAAUGAACACACAGGAACAACUUAGCAGGCAUUUGACAAGGCCGCCUCCAGAUUAUAAAGAGCAGAGGAGAAAUCUAGUUGGAAUCCCACAGCCAAGUCAAUAUCCAGGUCCUGCGCCGGCAAUGGGAUUGAAUACAUCUCAACCUUUACCAAAUUCUGCUCCAAACCACCGUGUGAUUCCUCCAAGCUCUAGCCUUUUACAAGUGAAUUCACCGAGCAACCAAGGACCUAGGAUGCCUCCUAUAUCUGGAACUCAAAGUGACAGAACCAUAGGAAUGUACGGAAGUGUGUCGGCUUCCCAGCAGGCAGCAUAUACAGUUUCAUCUAGCGUUAAUCAACUGCAACAUCACACAAGCCAAAGUCAAAUGGGAAUGACCCAGAACAACGUAAUGAUACCAAGACAGCCAACAUUAGGUCAAGGGACCACAAUGUCAGGGUUUGGCACUGCGUCUGUUGGGAGUUCUGCCAUUUCUCAGCAGCAGAUGAGACCAGUUUUGAACCAUAUUAGCACCAGUAUGUCUGCACAGACACAAAGACUAACAAACAUGAUGACCAAUUCCAGUUUGGCAGCACAGAACUGGACACCCCAGGGGGUGCAGGUGACUCCAAAACAGGCACAAAUGGGACCUAGUGUAAGAUUCUCUAAUAACCCUCCUUUCCCAAAUCAGUCUGUGCAGCCUAAUAUGUCCAAUCAACACUUUGCUCAGCGGGGCAUGGCACCACCAAACCAGAUAGCUCCUGGAGUUCAGAUGCGACCUUUGGCACAAAUGAACCAAGCCAUGAGCGGACAGACAAUAGGCUCACUGAGUGGGCCAACUCCAAGAGCUAAUCAGCCAAGACCUCAACCGCAAGCUAUGGCUGUAAUGAGCCAAUCAGCAGCAAGCAUGGCUGUGAUAAGCCAGGCACCUUCAGUGCAAACGUUGCCUACAACCAGUUUUCCUUCUACCAACCAGCCCCCUCGAAGUUACCAGGGAACAAAUCAUAACAGUGACUUGGCAUUUGACUUUCUCAGCCAACAAGGUGACAGCGCACUGUCAGGACUCAGCAGUGACUCUGAUUUCCUUGACUCAUUGAUAAAAAGUAGCAACGAUGACUGGAUGAAGGACUUAAAUCUUGAUGAAAUUUUGGGGCAGCAUUCAUGAAAAAGCCAGAGGAUUGUAAAUGUUAUCCAUCUGUUGGAGAGGUACUGAUGGACAAAAUUUAUCUGUGCCUACAGCCAGCUGAUGAGCCUCACAGUAAAUCGCAGGUGUGCACAAUUGUGCCCGAUUAGAUAUAGGUUGCUCAAUGGAUAACUAGUUAAAAACAUAACCAUUAUAUCCUCCCCACCACAUGUACAUUACUGGGCUCAAAAUGCAUAGAUUUUAUGUGCUUAGUAAAAAGAAGUUUUGUAAGAUAUGUUUUUUACUGAAAAUCAUAUUCUCUGUAAGAAGAUUAUAUUUAUACUUUUUUUCUGAAAAAGUUCUGUGAAUCAUUGUAGUGCAACAUUUUUACUUACUAAAAUUAAAUUGUACAUGUUUGUAUUCUGUCAUAGUUUUAAAUUGACUUACAUGUUAGAUCAGCAGUCUACUUAUUACCAGAUUCAAAUGCAUACAGUAGUUUGCUUUUAAAGUGUUUUACAGUAAUAGUUAAUGUUUUAUAAAUGACCUGUUCUACUUUCAUUGAUUUUGUUACAGUCCAACAGAGUACUUUACCUUCACUUACAUUACAUUUAUCCAUUGUGAACUUCUGUGGCAAAACUCCUAAAACUAUCAGUUUUAUUGAUAAGCAGCAUUAUCAUUCAGCUACUUCAACUUCUUAGUAAGUAAACACAUGAUUUCUUUAUCACUGUAUGUUUCCACUUUAUCUUGAAGAAAGAUAUGUUUGUCAACUCUGAAUGUUUAUCAGCCAGAACUAUGGUAAAAGUGUUCACAAACUCAGAGCAUUUACCAACAUGAGAAUAAGUCUUUAAACCUCCAUGUACAAAUUUGGAGAGAAGGCAGCAUUUCAGCCUGCCUGCUGCACAUUGUUUGAACUUCUUCGGCUUUUCAUGUGGUUUUGUGGUGACCCAGCCCCUUUGGGAAAUGCACAUUCCUUAAGAUUUUCAUUUCAACAGUGCACCUCCAAAGAACCAACUGCUAUUAUUUAUUUGUAGAUUGCUUCCCAGGUUGAAAGCUUAUUGUGGAAGGAAGAUACAUUGGAAAACCACGAUUGGAAAAUGGUUAUCAGUUGGUCAAAUAGUUUUGCAGAUCUAUGACUUACUUUUCUACCUUAAAGGUUAACUCCUGAUAAAAUAUUAGUAAUGGCACUAGUGCACAUUCAUCCUAUAAAAAUAAGUUUCAAUUCAACUUGUGUAUUUUCAGGGACAUUAAUAAUUACUUGUUAAUGAAACUUUCUAUUUACAACUAAUAACUUAGCCAUCAGAAAUAAUUAGAUACACAAGGAAAAGCAGUGCUACAACACCAGAUUGAAAUAUCCUUCACUUUAAGAAGUCUAGUGAUCUAACAAUUCAUUGCAGAAGUCAACCAAAAAUUAAAUUAGGUUUGGUAACAAUAACUUUAAGCACUGACCACGUUUUAUGCCUAAAGGAUGCAGAAGCAUGAAGAAUUCAAACUUACUGACAUCUAGGCUACAAUAUUAGACCUCACAAGAUAGAUCUGAUAUUGGUGCUGUACUAGGGCAGUGCUGGCUUUUGACCAGGUACAGGAUGGAAGCCAAUGUGAUUUUCUGCCAGAGUCCAACCGCAAUGGUAAUAAAUUUCAGGAUUGUUGCAUGUUAAGAAAUUGCUUAUCCAACCAAUGUAUGUUUAAUAUUUUUGAUAACAUUACACAUAACAAAUGGGUCAGAAACAAAGAAUUGUCAUUUUCAUUCUGCAUUUUUCAGUACCGAAAUUUAGAGUAAAUAGCAUAAAUAAAACCAUAUCCUCUGCAUUUCAAGACUGAAUUAGUUGAGGUCUGAGCACUUCAUUUUUGAAGUAGUCUGAAAAUAAAUAGGAUCAUCUAAUCAUUCAUUGUUAUUGGGCCAAUUUGCAUUUGUGUGAAUCAAAUGUACAUUUUUGUUUUGAAAUUUUAAGUUAACAUUAAACCCUGGUAACCAGUAAGCCUUUCUUCAUUAUCAGCUGAGUGGUUAAUGAUGUUGGAAUUUUUAUUUCAUGCCACAAAGUUGACUUGCAAACUGAAACAAUCAAUGAAAAUGACAGAACCAAGUCCUUUAGAUAUGCAGACCAUGAGAAAUGGUACUUUUGUAUAAUAGAUUUUGUAAAAGUUCUAUUGAAACAAUAUUAUUAUACUGCAUUUUGUAUUUUAUUGUAAUACAGUAUCUUUCUUGAAGUAUUUCCA